Prosopis cineraria is the source of this 621-nucleotide messenger RNA. RefSeq names its product NDR1/HIN1-like protein 12. The record is from RefSeq and is a predicted model, not a curated record. The transcript has a single exon. NCBI's taxonomy places the organism in Eukaryota, Viridiplantae, Streptophyta, Magnoliopsida, Fabales, Fabaceae. Gene Ontology annotation, cellular component: plasma membrane. The coding region runs from base 1 to 621 and encodes 206 amino acids.
AUGCCUCCAAAUCCGAUGUCCAAGAAACGUCUCCACCAAGGCUCCCACGACCGCACCCACCUGCUCGUGUGGCUCGCCGCCAUCUUGUGCACCGUCUUCGCCAUCGCCGUCAUCGUCGCCGGCAUCGCUGCCUUCAUCGGCUACAUACUCAUCCACCCUCGAAUUCCAACCCUCAGCGUCAGCUCCGCCCACCUGGACCUUCUCCGGAACGAUCUCGCCGGGCUUCUCCAGACUCAGGUCACCGUCUUGAUCCGGGCCCAGAACGGAAACGGUAAGGCCCACGCGUCGUUCUCGGACAUAAAGUUCAAGCUGAGCUACCAAGGGCAGGGCAUCGCGGUGCUGCGGUCGGAUCCGAUCAAUGUGGCGAAGAACAGUUCGCGGUACCUAAACUACGUGGUGCAGUCGUCGUCGAUACCGCUGACGCCGGAACAGAUGGCAGACGUGACAAACUCGUGGCAGAGGAAUCUGAUAGGGUUUGAUCUGAAGGGAAAUGCGAGGACUCAGUGGAGAAUAGGGCGAUUAGGGUCUGUCAAGUUCUGGUGCCAUUUGGAGUGUAUGCUCAAGUUUCAUCCUCUUAAUGGAAGUUACAUUCCCUCUCGCUGUACCACCGAAUCCAAAUGA